AUGGAUUCUUCGUUCUACAGUUACUCCUCAGACCAGUUCCUUCCCUUCAACGAAAACGAUUCAGAAGAGAUGAUUCUCUAUGGAAUGCUGAACGAGUCCUCUUACAGUGACGACUUGUCAAACCAGACAACGUCUUGUCCAGUUGACAAGAUUAGCUACAGAGGGGUACGUCCACGGCGUUGGGGAAAGUACGCAGCAGAAAUAAGGGAUUCCACAAGGAAUGGGGCAAGGGUUUGGUUGGGAACGUUUGAUACUGCUGAGGAAGCUGCUUUGGCUUAUGAUCAAGCUGCAUUUGUUGCCAGGGGUUCAAUGGCAGUUCUUAACUUUCCGAUAGAGACGGUUUAUGAGUCCCUUCGAGCAAUGGAUUACAGAUUUGAGGAAGGGAGUUCGCCUGUUUUGGCAUUGAAAAGGAGUCACGCCAUGAAGAGAAAAUCUGUGAUUAGAGAGAAUAAGAGGAAAGAGACGAAGUUGGAAGAUGAUAGUAGGAAUAUGGUGGUAUUAGAGGACUUGGGUGCUGAUUACUUGGAGGAGAUUUUGAGAUUGUCGGAGAGCUCUGGUUCUUGGUGA
Molecule: messenger RNA, 567 nt
Organism: Lactuca virosa
Lineage: Eukaryota; Viridiplantae; Streptophyta; Magnoliopsida; Asterales; Asteraceae
Source: the annotation of a GenBank genome assembly